Lates calcarifer (barramundi perch) is the source of this 4652-nucleotide messenger RNA. RefSeq names its product E3 ubiquitin-protein ligase rnf213-alpha. The annotation marks the transcript as partial. The record is from RefSeq and is a predicted model, not a curated record. Gene Ontology annotation, molecular function: ubiquitin-protein transferase activity; ATP hydrolysis activity. NCBI's taxonomy places the organism in Eukaryota, Metazoa, Chordata, Actinopteri, Centropomidae. Gene Ontology annotation, biological process: sprouting angiogenesis; ubiquitin-dependent protein catabolic process; negative regulation of non-canonical Wnt signaling pathway. Gene Ontology annotation, cellular component: membrane; cytosol; nucleolus. The transcript has 13 exons.
GGAUCGCACCAGGCCUGGCCACAUCCUGGGAGACCCUGAACGGAGGAACAACCCAGAUGCCCUGGACACUAAAAACAUGUCUCUGACUCCCUUCACUCUGGUCAGGCUGGUCACACAUUUGGCGAUGUUGCUGGAUCCUCAGAAAGUCCCAGUUUGUCCAGAACAUCAUCCAGCCAACUGUGGAGGAUGUUUGUGCGUUUCUCACCCUACACUUAAUAAAGGAUCUGGAUCAGCUGUCACAGGCACUGGAAAAGGAGCUGAUGACACUAUUACAACUGUCCACUUGGUGCUCAGAUCUCUGCAAGACAUUCCGCAGACCAGUCACUCUGGCAUUGAUCCGCGCUUAACAACCAAAGCAUCCAGGAACUGCUGGGAAACUACCAUGGCUGCAGAAAUGAUGCCUCAGUUGAAGGAUCUUGAUCAACUUCUGCAAGAAGGAAAGGGCAAAAUCAGGACCGAUUCCCGUGUAUCUUCCAACUUCAUCAUGAGGACGACCUUCGGUGAUGAUUGUACUUUCCUGGCGUCGCUGCCACAGGGCUCUCAGGUCCACAGCUCAGCAGUGUGGAGCUGCAGGGAGAGGCUCUCGUUGCUCAGCCUCACACACAUUGUGGACCAUAAUGACCAAAAAGGAGGAACUGCUCUGCUCUGGAGGUUCCUGCAGAAGGAGAGAGAAUUUCGGCAGAUUAAGUUCCUUCCAGACAUCCUAAUCCUGCAAAAACGUUUGGUGAGAAAGUUCCAGAACACAUCUGACCAGAUCGUGGGCUCAAUCAGAGAGUUCACUGAGAAGCAGUCAGACAUGAGAACAUGGUAUGAAAAACACAUUGACAUCUUCCUGAGAACAUGGAAUCUGCUCAGAGUGUCUGUAACCAGCACUGAGAUGAAGAUUCCAGAUGAAUUUUGCAGUGAGGACUUGGACUUGAACAGUGACCUACAGUACCUCCUGCCCCGGCGGCAGGGUCCAGGCCUGUGUGCCACAGGGUUGAUCAGCUACCUUGUGGGACUACAAAAUGAGCUUGUGUAUGCUGUGGACAGCUACACCGGAGAGGACAGCAGCAGUUACAAGGUGACCAUGGCAGAGCUGACAGAGCAGCAUGUGAUCUGCUAUGAGGUGGAGAAGGAUCUGCUUCCUCUGGUUUUGUCCAACUGUCAGUACAGCUUAGAACGUGGCCAUGAGACAAUAUCACAUUAUGACCUACCCAGGAUCCAGCAGCAGAUCCUCACCCGCUUUCUACAGGGAAAACCCCUCAUCACCUGCACAGGAAUCCCCACUCUGGUCAACACACAAGAGAGAGACUAUGAAACCAUUUUCAACGCUGUUAAAGGAAGAGUCCAUCAGAAGCCUCUGUCCUCUCUGACACGGAACGCUGUGUCCAGAGAGCUGAACUCCUUCAGUGAGGUGUGUGAGGCGUUCAAGAUCGUGGAGCUGCUCCUGGGUUUCCUCUCAGUGACGGGUGGUGAUCCCAUGAUGAAACUAGUCACUUACCUCCAGGACGUGCUGAAGAUGGCCGACCGCAUUGAUCAUCACAUAUUACAGGCUCUGGGCAGAUGCACCCUCAGACACUGUGUUUCACUGUGGCAGCUCCUCUCUUCUCUUAAAUCUGAAAACAUGCUGCGUCUCAGGAGGGAGCCCUUUUCGGGGUAUUCAGCUAAGUACCUGAAGCCACUGACAGAGAAGGACAAGACUGAGCUGAAAGGCUUCAUGUCCAUUGGAAAUGUGGACCAGUGGCUUCUUGAGAUGCAUGAGUUCCUCCUGCUGAGACUGGGUCGCCCCCGGGCCACUGACGACUUCAAUCCAUCCUGGGGUGUGAAAGAGACUGUGGCUGCCUACAUGGACAGCAAAGAAGUGGAGGUGCCCCCUUAUGUGGAGGGCAAGUUUCCUGAAAAUCUGCAGCUGUCUCAGAUUGUGGAGACCUGGAAAUACGCCAUCACCACCAAACAGGACUGGAUGAUGGAGAGAUGAACAGGAUGGGUUUACAGAGAUUUAUUAGGUUUAUCAGAUUAAUUUAUGUUAUACAGUCUAAUAGAAACUGAAUUUGUUUCAGUCUUAUUAAUUUUUUCUUUGAUAAUUAUAUAUGAAAAAAAACCUAAGACUGAUUAAUCUUGAGUGCCUUGAAUAUAUAGUUUGUUUGUUUUUUUUUCUUGUCAUGAGCCAGCUGUUCAUUUACUACUUAGCCUCAUUUGAAGAAAUUCCCAUAUAUUAUAAGCGUAUAUUUUAAUUUCAGUUGGAUUAAGUGUAUUUCACUAUGGACCACCAAAAUCAGAUAAUUAGGGUAAUGAGUCUGCAUGGUGGUAUGACAAAGUAGUAAAGAUACAAUACUGCAUGUUUUUUUAUUAUAUUUUUAUUAUUCUUACACAUUUAAGUACUUUGAAUGUUUAUUUUCAUUAAUAUGAAGGUAAAAUCUUUGAAGCAAAAUGUUUAGUUUAUGAGAUAAUGUCAAUUUCUUCUUAUUUUUUCACCAUUAUCAUUACUAUUAGCAUUUUAGUUCAGUUUUUUGGUAUUUCUGCUUUAUUGAUAGUGGUUAUAAAGAGAGACAGGAAAGGCAGGGAAAGAGAGGGGAUGACAUGCAGCAGCCUGGGCCUCUGUGCUAAGGAUUCAACUUUGAUAUGUAGUACACAGUCUACCAGGUGAGCGACCAGAGUGCCCCUGUUUUAUCUUAUUUUUAUGUCUUUUUGUUCAGUCUGGUAAUGUUUAGGGUCAAUGGCACCAGAAAAUCAUGGACAAUAGUGUCUGUCAUGAUACCCAUAACAGCCUUUUUAUUAUAUUUUUAUCUUUAGGCCUGUUAAGUCUUUUUAUAUUUGUAUCUCAGUCUUUUAAGCUUUAUUUUAUUUUUAUCUUUAGGCCGCUAAGUCUUUAAAAAACUAUUUUAGCAAUAAAUCAGUUUUUAGAGCAUAAAACAAUAUGUGUUACAAGUGUGUUCUACAAUUUGUUUACAUACUUGUGACAGCAGAAAAACUACAAGUAUCUGAUUUUAUGUGAAAUGGUUAAAAACGUAACCUUUUGGCAUUUCUGCUUUCUUGAUAGUGAGAGUGGAGGGCAACAGGUAAGGCAGGGAAAGAGAGAGGUUGACAUGCAGCAAAGGGCCUGGGCCUCAGUGGUAAGGAUUCAGCUUUGAUACAUGCAGGUCUACCAGGUGAGCGACCAGAGUGCCCCUGUUUUUUCAUAUUUUUAUGUAUUUUUGUUCAGUCUGGUCAUGUUUGAAGUUGAUGAUGCGAGAAAAUCGGGGACAUAGUGUCUGUGAUGAUACCCGUAACUAUCUGCAGGGAAGUUUGAAACCAUGGAUAUGGAUGUGCUCUUUGAUUACUUUUUCUACUGUUAGAAAAUCUAAAAUCAGGAGACAGGAGGCAGAAUAUCUCCCAAUGCAUUUUAAGUCUUGAAUUUUUUAAAUCUUUUUAUCUUUAAGCCUUUGAAGUGUUAUAUUAUAUUAUAUAUAUUAUAUAUUUUAUCUUAAGGCCCCUUAAGUAUUUUUAUAUUUUUAUCUUUAGGCUUUUUAAGUAUUAAAAAAACUACUGGUGACAGCUGAAAAACAGGUAUCUGAUUUUAUGUGAAGUGGUUAAAAGCAUGUAACCUUUCACAGUUAUAAGGCUGUAUGUUGUUUCUGUUUUUAAAGAUUUUUCUGCGAUAAUUAUGUUUGGAAAGAUUUAAAAAUAACCUUAAGGCCUUAAGACUGACUAAUCUUGAGUGCAAAAUGCUUUGAAUAUAUAGUUUUAGCGUUGUCACGAGCCAGCUGCUCUUUUACUGCCUUUUAUUAAUAGAAAUAAUUUUAAGAAUCACUAUCUGAGCCUCAUUUGAACAACGUCUCAAUAUCUACUCAGGAAAAUGUUUGACUUUCACGAGCAUAUAUUUUAACUUUUUUAUAAUAUCUUUUACAGGAUUACAUUUACUUAUAUUUGUUUUGGAUUAAGUUUAUUUCACCAUUGACCACCAAAAUCAAAUAAUCAGAUCAAAUCAGUCUUCAUGGUGGUACGAUAAAGUAGUAGAGAAAAGAUAAGAUACUGCAUGUUUUUCAGUAUAUUUAUAUUCUUCUUACACAUUUAAGGACUUUGAAUUUUUAUUUGCGCUAAUGUGAAGGUAAAGUGAUCUUUGAAACAAAACAUUUGGUUUAAAAUGUAUGUUUAUUCAUAUUUUUAAAUCAUCAUUAUUAUUAUUAUUUUAAAGAUAGUUUUUUGGUAUUUCUGCUUUAUUGCUAGUGGUAGUAAAGAGAGACAGGAAAGGCAGGGAAAGAGAGAGGAUGAAAUGCAGCAAAGGGCCCGGGCCUCUGUGGUAAGGACUUAGCCUUGAUAACUUAUAUGCAUGGAUAUAGAAUCAGAAGCAGAACAUCUCCUAACACUUUUAAAGUCUUCUGAAACCUUUUUUAAAAAUUAUAUUUAUCUUUAAACUUUUUUCUAGAUAGAUGAAAUUGUCCUUUUUAGCAACUAUUUUUAGAAAGUAAACAAAAAUAAUGUGUGUUCCAUAAUCUGGCAGGCUGAAAAACUAGGUUCACUGAUUUUAUGUAUGACAAUGAAAAGCAUGUAACCUUUCACAGUUAUGAGGCUGUAAGCAGUAGAUAUUCAUUUGUAUGUGCUGAUUAAAGUUUAAGUCAUUAAUUGAUUAUUUGAUCAUUUGGAUUAAAUUUACAUUUGUUUUAACUAAUCAAUAAAUCAAUUUAUAUAUA